UGCAUCUAAAGAGUGCCACUCUUUUCUUGUCUCAAACUAAUCUGCAUGUGUUAUCAGUCUCAUUAUGCAUGGAAAAUUACAUAAUACUCGAUAACUAUGAGCCUUAAAAGACAUUCUUUUGUCUUGUAAGUGUGUGUUUACUGAGUUUAUUUAUGCUUAUUUCUGCAUCUUUUUAUGCAUCUCUCUUUGUGAGAUGGUACUGAUUUCAUGCAUAGAGAGGUUUAUUAUAUACACCUGAAGCAGGCAUGUGCAUGAAAUUUUUAGCAUAAAUUUUAAAAUGAGAAUCUGAUAUGUAAAAAUAAAUGCCGUCUCAACAGUCAAUAGACACUAAGCACGGAAGUUGGUGUUUGCUUUAGAUCUGUAGGAAGGAUUGCCAGAGGUCAUGCUUUAUUCAUUCUUAACACCUUCAAUAGUUUCAUUGCUUUUGUAGAUCUAGCUAGUCCUGCUUUGUUGCUUAUAACUGACUUCUUUUUGCAAAAAUCAUUGUGCUACUUUAAUUCUUUUACUUUUACAUUUUAGUCUGGACAUGGUUUAUGAACUGCAGCUGAGUAGCAUACGACAUUGUUCUUCUUGCAGGCUGCUUUAAGAACUGCAACGCAAACUCAUGGUGGUAUACCCGAACAGAUUGCUUCUCUUCGGACAGAGGCUGAGAUUGCCAGAGAUGAAGCAACAUCUGCCUUAGAUAAGCUCCAUGAAGCGGAGUGUGAAAUCAAAUCUCUGCAAACAGUAACUCAAAGGAUGAUGCUGACUGAGGAAGAGAUGGAAGAGGUUGUUUUAAAGAGAUGCUGGCUUGCUCGUUAUUGGAGUUUAUGUGUGGAACAUGGUAUUCAGGCAGAGAUAGCUGGGGCAAAACAUGAAUAUUGGUCAUCAUUUGCUCCUCUUCCCGUUGAGAUAGUAUUAGCUGCUGGCAAAGAGCCAAAGAGGAGGAAUCUUCAUGUAAGAUUUCAUUUGAUAUGCAUGCUUUAAUUCAUCCACUUCCCCAUAUAUUCCAUCUGACCUUUGACAGGAUUUAAAUAAUAAAGAAGGGGAGCUGUUUAGGUGUAAAAGUGGAGUGACGCUGAAACCGAGAAAAAAAAGAAAAAAAAAUUAAA
This is a messenger RNA of Durio zibethinus, 1091 nucleotides long. NCBI's taxonomy places the organism in Eukaryota, Viridiplantae, Streptophyta, Magnoliopsida, Malvales, Malvaceae. The record is from RefSeq and is a predicted model, not a curated record.